AGGGCUGAAGUGAGCGUCAGCUCCCGGCUAUCGCGAGAAUUGGGCCGGGGCCGAGCUCAGCAAUCUAUUCCCACCCCCCCCUCCCCUCCCCAACACCAUCCCGGCAGGAGCAGCGGCUGCCGGAGCCGCCGGCUCUGGACUCUCCCAAUUCUGAGCUCUCAUCAUGGCGGCAGCGGCGGCGGCGGCUGUCGGGGGGCAGCCGUCGCCUCAGUCUGAGCCGCCUCAGCCGGAGCUGGGCCGGGACAAGGCGGCCACGGCGGCACACCUGAAGGAGGCGCUAAGCCGGCCGGACAACCGGGCGGGUGCUGAGGAGCUGCAGGCUCUGUUGGAGCGGGUGCUGAGCGCUGAGCGGCCGCUGGCCCGGGCGGAGGGCGGGGGGGAGGAGGCGGCGGCGGCGGCGGCCGGAGGAGGCAGCGGGGGCGCUAGCGGCGGCGGCCCGGGGGCUGCGGAAGAGGAGGCCCUCGAGUGGUGUAAGUGCCUUUUGGCCGGCGGCGGCGGCUACGAGGAGUUCUGCGCCGCGGUGAGGGCCUACGACCCCGCGGCGCUCUGCGGCCUGGUCUGGACAGCCAACUUUGUGGCCUACCGGUGCCGGACGUGCGGCAUCUCCCCUUGCAUGUCCCUGUGCGCCGAGUGCUUCCAUCAGGGCGACCACACCGGACACGACUUCAACAUGUUCCGCAGCCAGGCCGGGGGCGCCUGCGAUUGUGGGGACAGCAACGUGAUGCGGGAGAGCGGGUUUUGCAAAAGACAUCAAAUUAAAUCAAGUUCAAAUAUUCCUUGUGUUCCAAAAGACUUACUGAUGAUGUCUGAAUUUGUUCUUCCACGGUUUAUUUUUUGUCUUAUUCAAUACUUAAGAGAAGGCUAUAAUGAACCAGCAGUUGAUGUACCAUCAGAAAAAGACUUUCACAAAGUCCUUCAGUUAUUGGGACCCCAAAUUUCCUUUUUGGAAGAUUUGACUAAAAUGGGAGGAGCGAUGCGAUCUGUUCUUACCCAGGUUUUGACAAAUCAGCAAAACUACAAAGAUCUUAGUUCUGGUCUUGGAGAAAAUGCAUGUGCAAAGAAAAGUCAUGAAAAGUAUCUCAUAGCUCUGAAGGGUUCUGGAUUGGCAUUUCCUGAGGAUAAACUUACAUGUGGUAUGCAGGACCAGGCUGCUGGCACUAGCUCUCUGGCAGUUUCAGGUUUUGCAGGUGCUACAGGAACGUCAGGACAAGUGGAUUCUUCAGAUGAGGAGGACCAGGAUGGUAGCCAAGGUGUGGGCAAACGCAAGAGGGUAAAAUUAAGCAGCAGUGUCAAAGAUCAAUCUAUUAUGGAUGUUUUGAAACAUAAAAGUUUUCUAGAAGAAUUAUUAUUUUGGACUAUAAAAUAUGAAUUUCCACAAAAGAUGGUAACUUUCUUACUCAACAUGCUGCCAGAUCAAGAUUAUAAGAUUGCUUUUACAAAAACCUUUGUCCAGCAUUAUGCUUUUAUUAUGAAAACACUGAAGAAAAGUCAUGAAUCAGACACAAUGUCUAACAGAAUUGUGCAUAUUAGUGUUCAGCUAUUCAGCAAUGAGGAACUGGCAAGACAAGUAACAGAAGAAUGUCAAUUGCUGGAUAUUAUGGUCACUGUUUUAUUAUACAUGAUGGAGAGUUGCCUUAUUAAAAGCGAACUGCAAGAUGAAGAAAACAGUUUACAUGUGGUAGUAAACUGUGGAGAAGCACUACUGAAGAACAAUACUUAUUGGCCUCUUGUCAGUGAUUUUAUAAAUAUCCUUUCACAUCAAAGUGUGGCAAAGAAAUUCCUGGAGGAUCAUGGUUUGUUAGUUACUUGGAUGAAUUUUGUGUCAUUUUUUCAAGGUAUGAACUUAAAUAAACGAGAACUAAAUGAACAUGUGGAAUUUGAGUCUCAGACCUACUAUGCUGCAUUUGCUGCCGAACUUGAGGCUUGUGCACAGCCAAUGUGGGGACUGUUAUCACACUGCAAAAUUAGGGAAACACAAGAAUAUACAAGAAAUGUUGUUAGAUAUUGUCUAGAAGCACUUCAGGACUGGUUUGAUGCUAUAAACUUUGUAGAUGAGCCAGCUCCCAACCAGGUUACUUUUCAUUUGCCACUACAUCGUUAUUAUGCUAUGUUUUUGAGUAAGGCUGUGAAAUGUCAAGAGCUAGAUCUAGAUUCUAUUUUACCAGAUCAGGAAAUGUUGAUGAAAUUAAUGAUUCACCCACUCCAAAUCCAGGCAAGUCUCUCUGAAAUUCACAGUAACAUGUGGGUUAGAAAUGGCCUUCAGAUCAAAGGGCAAGCUAUGACUUAUGUACAGUCUCAUUUCUGUAAUUCCAUGAUUGAUCCUGACAUAUACUUACUACAGGUCUGUGCAUCUAGACUUGACCCAGAUUAUUUUAUUUCAUCUGUUUUUGAAAGAUUUAAAGUAGUGGAUUUGUUGACAAUGGCUUCACAACAUCAAAAUACAAUACUUGACUCAGAACAUGAAAGAUCUAUGUUAGAAGGAGCCCUCACGUUUCUUGUGAUUCUGUUGAGCCUUCGUUUACAUUUAGGAAUGACAGAUGAUGAAAUCCUCAGGGCAGAGAUGGUAGCCCAACUUUGUAUGAAUGACAGGACACAUAGUUCAUUGCUGGAUCUCAUUCCAGAAAAUCCCAAUCCCAAAAGUGGAAUUAUUCCAGGUAGCUACAGUUUUGAAUCUGUGUUGUCAGCUGUAGCUGAUUUUAAAGCUCCCGUUUUUGAACCUGGAGGUUCUAUGCAACAAGGAAUGUAUACUCCUAAAGCUGAAGUCUGGGAUAGAGAGUUUGACCCAGUCAUGGUAAUCCUUCGGACAGUUUACCGUAGAGAUGUGCAGUCUGCAAUGGACAGAUAUACCGCAUUUUUAAAACAGAGUGGAAAAUUCCCUGGAAAUCCUUGGCCUCCUUAUAAGAAAAGGACACCUCUGCACCCCAGUUACAAGGGUCUCAUGCGACUUUUACAUUGUAAAACUUUACACAUUGUCCUAUUCACCCUACUUUACAAGAUUUUAAUGGAUCACCAAAAUCUGUCAGAACAUGUCCUCUGUAUGGUUUUAUAUCUGAUUGAAUUAGGACUUGAAAAUUCACCUGAAGAAGAGCCAGAUGAAGAAGAACCUGUGGGUGGACAAGAACGCUGCCAUGACAGUUGGUUUCCUGGUAGUAACUUAGUAUCUAACAUGAGGCACUUUAUAAAUUAUGUGAGAGUAAGGGUUCCAGAAACAGCUCCCGAAGUGAAGAGAGAGCCACCUGCAAGUACUAGUUCUGAUAGCUUUGCUUCUACACAGAAUUCAGGUACAGCUCAAGUUUUCAGCUUAGUAGCAGAACGUAGAAAAAAAUUUCAGGAGAUCAUUAAUCGUCAUAGUGGUGAAGCAAAUCAGGUGGUUCGUCCCAAAACAUCAAAUAAAUGGUCUGCUCCUGGUUCAACUCCACAGUUAACUACAGCUAUUUUGGAAAUCAAAGAAAGUAUAUUAUCUUUGUUAAUCAAACUUCACCAUAAACUCUCAGGAAAACAAAACUCUUACUAUCCUCCCUGGUUAGAUGAUCUAGAAAUUUUAAUCCAACCAGAAAUUCCCAAAUACUGUCAUGGAGAUGGCAUGACUGCAGUAGAGAGAAUUUUGUUAAAAGCUGCAUUGCAAAGCAGAUUGAACAAGCGCAUCAUUGAAGAAAUAUGUAAGAAAGUGACCCCUCCUGUACCGCCCAAAAAAGCCAGUUCAGCAGAGAAGAAAACUUUGGACAAAGAAGAAAGGCGACAAAAGGCUAGAGAAAGACAACAGAAGUUGCUUGCAGAAUUUGCUUCCAGACAGAAAAGCUUCAUGGAAACUGCUAUGGAUGUUGAUUCUCCAGAAACUGAUAUUGCUAUGGAGAUAGUGACACCAGAACAGCAAGUCUCUGAAGCAGUAUAUGACUGUGUCAUCUGUGGACAAAGUGGCCCAUCCUCUGAAGAGCGACCCACAGGGUUGGUUGUGCUUUUGCAAGCCUCUUCAGUCUUAGGGCAGUGUCGAAACAGCACAGAGCCAAAGAAGCUGCCAACCACAGAAGAGGAGCAGAUAUACCCCUGGGAUACAUGUGCUGCAGUGCAUGAUGUUAGGCUUUCCUUGUUACAGCGUUUCUUUAAGGAUAGUUCCUGUCUCCAGGCUGUAUCAAUUGGCUGGGAAGGAGGUGUUUAUGUGCAAACUUGUGGCCACACAUUGCACAUAGAUUGCCAUAAAUCGUACAUGGAAUCAUUGCGGAAUGACCAGGUUCUUCAGGGUUUCUCUGUGGAAAAAGGAGAAUUCACAUGCCCACUCUGUCGUCAAUUUGCUAACAGCGUACUUCCCUGUUAUCCUGGAAACAAUGUGGAAAAUAGCCUUUGGCAGUGUCAUAGUAACAAGAGCAUGCAAGAGCUCAUAAAAGAGGUUGAAGAGCUUCAAGAACAGCUGGGAAUUUUCCCAGUAAGCAUCAGUUCAGAAACCAACUUAAGUAAAGAAAUGGAAUCUGUAAUGAAGGAUAUCAAAAGUACUACACAAAGAAAAUACACAGACUAUAGCAAGACUCCUGGCUCACCAGACAAUGAUUUUCUCUUUAUGUAUUCUGUAGCUAGGACCAAUUUGGAACUUGAGUUAAUUCAUCGUGGAGGGAAUUUGUGUUCAGGGGGAGCAAGCACAGCUGGCAAACGAUCUUGUUUGAAUCAGCUGUUCCAUGUAUUAGCCAUGCAUAUGAGGCUUUAUAGCAUUGAUUCUGCCUACAAUCCAUGGAAAAAACUAACUCAAUUAAUGCAAGAUAUUAAUUCACAACUCUCCAAUGAAGAGCAACCUGAGGUUCCUGUGCUUUACCGAGAUGUUUCAUCACUUUUGCUUAUCCAGAUUUUAACCAUGCCACAGCCUUUACACAAAGAACACUUUACAUGCAUCGUGAAGGUACUUUUUACAUUACUAUAUACACAGGCUCUUGCAGCACUUUCAGUUAAAUGCAGUGAAGAAGAAAGAUUAGCCUGGAAAGACUUGGGAACCCUCAAAAAGAAUACAUGCAAUGCUGAAAAGUCUUGGGAGGUAUUGUUGAGCCUUGUGAUAAGUGAACUGUCUAAAGGGAAGCUGUACCUGGAAGGAGAAACUGAAGAACUUGGAAUGGUUAACCCUAUUGCCUGGUCUCCUGAUAACAUAGAAAGAUAUUUACAGCAGUUCUGCUUACCUUUUCUCAGGAUCACCAGCCUUCUUCAACAUCACCUUUUUGGGGGAGAUUUACCAAGCUGUCAGGAAGAAGAAGAAUUUACCGUUCUUGCUAGCUGCUUGGGGCUUCUACCAUCUUUUAGUCAAACAGCUCAUCCAUUCACCAGCGCCGCCUGCCUUGACUGGUCUGUUCCAGCAUUUGACAUCAUACCUCAGUGGUGCUUUGAAGUAACUUCAUUUUCUGAAAGACAUGCAGAACAAGUAAAGGUUUUGCUUAUCCAGGAGUCAAAAUGGGACUUACCACACUUAUUACAGUUGCCUGAGAACUAUAAUACCAUCUUUCAGUACUACCACAGAAAAACUUGUAGUGUCUGCACUAAAGUUCCUAAAGAUCCUGCUGUAUGCCUUGUUUGUGGUACUUUUGUCUGCCUGAAAGGACUUUGCUGCAAACAACAAAGUUACUGCGAAUGUGUACUGCAUUCUCAGAACUGUGGUGCUGGAACAGGAAUAUUUCUUUUGAUCAAUGCAUCAGUAAUUAUUAUUAUUCGAGGCCAUCGUUUCUGCCUCUGGGGUUCCGUUUAUCUGGAUGCACAUGGUGAAGAAGACCGGGAUCUUAGACGUGGCAAGCCUCUCUACAUUUGCAAGGAAAGAUACAAAGUUCUUGAACAGCAGUGGGUUUCUCAUACUUUUGAUCACAUCAAUAAAAGAUGGGGUCCACAUUAUAAUGGGCUAUAAAUCAUCUAUUACCUGCAGCUUCACACCAUAUCAUCCAUCACCUUUACUAAGAAUCCAGCUUUACAAAGAUAAGCUUUAACUUAAUUUGGGGGAUUAACUCACUGGAAAAAAAGAAACCAUGCCAUUUUUAAGCCUUUCAAUAAUUAGGUGCUGUUGAUAUUACAUUAAUGGUACUAUAACUUAAAAAAAAAAAUCUUUGGGAGGCCAUGAAAAGUUUAACUUCCUUGGUACUCAUGCUUUUUGUUUAUUCCACAAUUGAUAAGAAGCACAACUUAUUCUCAAAAUUAUUUAAAAGUGAGAUCUCCCAACAGUGCGAUGAAAUACUUUGAUAUUUUGAGUGGAUUUGAGUUUACUGCAGGUUUACUGCUUCCACAUCCUUUGUGUUUAAUUUGCAUCUACUAAACAUAUUGCAUCAUUUUUCCUUUCCAUUUCUUGUGUUGAUUUGAGAUUUUUGCUUGCUACAUAUGUAAUUAGACAACAAUUGUAAAACAUGAUUUAUGUGAGAUAUUGUAUAGUAAAAGUUGGUCUAACAGUAGAACUUAAAAAAAAAUUCACUUAUUGUGAGAGGUCUGUUAAAAGCUUUCAGACGUUGCUGAAAAUCUAACUCAUUCUCAGGAAUUUCAUAAAUAUUAUCCCCAGGUAAAUAAAUAAAAUAGCUGUAAAAUAACUAGAUUGCUACUGUUAAUGUAAUACAGUAUACUCUUCCUUUUUUUUUUCUUUUUUUCCUUUUCUUUCCUUUCUUUUUCUUUCUUUUUCUUUCUUUUUCUUUCUUUCUUUCUUUCUUUCUUUCUUUCUUUGCUCUUUCAAAAACCAAAAUUUGCCAUUACAAUUGGGUAAAUUAUUAGUGGUAGUAAUAUAUAGAUUUUACUAUAUAUACAAAUUUUCUAAGACUAUACAACAUGACAGAUUCUAAUUAUAACCAUGCAUGCCUGCCUUUCAUUAUCAACCCAGAUAUGUGUUUGAGUGACUGAAUUGGAAAUAUGCAGACUGUCUUAAAAAUGAAACAUGAUUUUGGAUCUUUCCUGUCAACUCAAGAGAUUCAUCUGUAUUGUUUUUGUGCAGAGUAAUCACUGAUUUUUCUGCUUGAUUUCCUUUAAAAGAAAAAAAAAAAGCUCAACAGAAGUGGCCCUCGUUUGAAUGCAUCUAUAUUCUUCUCAGAAGAAUGCUGGAGAAACAGCUUAUGUUUAUAGUGUUUUUAACUCAACAAGAAGAAAAAAGGGAUUGAGCUUAAAUCUACUGUCUAUUUAAGAGGGGGAGGAUAUGGAAAAAAAACACAUAAAUAUCACUAUCAAAUAAUUUUUCAAGUGAUCCAGACAUUGGUUGAUUAUUUCAUAUAAAAUGCUAUCAUACUACUUCCUUUCAUAGCUUGUCCUUUAAAAUAAAAUUUUUACAUGUAAAACACAAGACAAAUACAUCUAGUGAUAAAACAUAUAAAAUAAAAGCAGACCCAUAUUUUAAGAUCUAAUUGAAUGAUAUCACAUCAGAAUGAUUUAAAUGACAGUCUAGCAUCCAAAUAAGGAAAAACAUUUUUCAAACAGGUCCAAAGCAGUUGCAAUUUGAACCAUUAGAUCUACAAUAGAAUACAUGGUAAUGGCUUGCUAUUUUUAUAUAAAGUUCCAAAAUAUUAACAUAACUUUCUGUAAGUCUAGAAUGAUUCUAUUUCACUAACUGAAUAACAGUGUUUUCCAACAUGUUGCUACUUUUUUAAAUACUGUACCAUAAGUUCAGCCUGUAAUAUUUUUUUGCAUUGGUCAUUAUGAAUACCAGGCCAUUUUGUAAGUGUGGUUGAUGAGCAAAAUGUUAAUUUUCAUCUCUAGUAUAAUACCAUUACAGGAUUCAUGAACUUGAAUAAUUCUGUAGUUUGAAACUCUGAUGCUCUAUUUACAAGUUAUAAUGUAUCCAGAAUUUGGUGAUUACAUAUUUAAAAUGGAAUGUUUUAUGGUUGUGCAUAUGGAUGUGAAGUGAAAAUAUUAGCCUUAACUUUAAAAAUCUGGGUAUUUGAUAGUGUUUAUUUUGAUAUUGGUGAAUUAGUCACCAGUAAAUUUUGAAAAAAGCACUUGGUUGAAAAUUGUACUUGAAUACAUACAUGCAUGCUGCUAAACUAUAACUUUGAUUUUCCCCAUAACUUUUAUAAGCCCAAUUUAUAAGCCCACUUUGAAAAAUAACAGGUCCAAGUUAGAGUGAUGUGUGUGUAUAUUAUUAUUAAAAAGAUGUACUGGUGUGGUAUCUUGUAUGAAUGAUCAUUUAAGUACAGUACAUUACUGUAGAUGCUAAAUCAAUCUUUAUAAUUAAUCAGAAAAUACAAAACUAGGAAUAAUCAACAUUGUAAAAUAUGUUAAUAAAAACCUACUGUCAUUC
This is a messenger RNA of Sarcophilus harrisii (Tasmanian devil), 8227 nucleotides long. It is a transcript of the gene UBR3, whose product is annotated as ubiquitin protein ligase E3 component n-recognin 3. Gene Ontology annotation, biological process: ubiquitin-dependent protein catabolic process via the N-end rule pathway; protein ubiquitination. Gene Ontology annotation, cellular component: cytoplasm; ubiquitin ligase complex. The transcript has 39 exons. Lineage: Eukaryota; Metazoa; Chordata; Mammalia; Dasyuromorphia; Dasyuridae. Gene Ontology annotation, molecular function: ubiquitin protein ligase activity; zinc ion binding. The record is from RefSeq and is a predicted model, not a curated record. The coding region runs from base 164 to 5869 and encodes 1901 amino acids.